CAUAAAUUGAGACUUGCAAUCAUCACUUUGGGCAUUUCUGCUGCUGGCACAACACUGGAUAUAUUGACAAUAUGGCAAUGAAGGCUACAGCCACUGUGUUUCUGUUUUUGAGUCUCUUUGGAUUGAACACCGGCCUCUACAGAAAACAUUAUUAUGUGGAUGAGAGAAAGCAGUGGUCAAGUGCACAGCAAUACUGCCAAACUCACCAUGAUGACCUGUCCACCGUUAGCAAUGAAUUUCAAGAACUGCAACGACUUUCUGAUAAUUCACAGGUCACUGGUGAUUACUGGAUUGGACUUCAUAGUGAUGCCUACUCAAGACUGUGGAAAUGGACAGGAGGUGAGGAUGCAACUGAUGUCAAGUGGGACAGGGGCGAACCAGAUACUUAUUGGCAUGAACAAUGUGGCAAGGUCGAAAAGUCCUCUUCUAAAGUUCAUGAUGCUUAUUGCAGUGGGUCUUUACCAUUUUAUUGUAUGGAGGUCUUUGAGCUGAUCGUGGUGAAGCAGGAGAACACGUGGGAAGAGGCUCUGGAAUACUGCAGACAAAACUACAUUGAUCUUGCCAGUUUAAGCUCAGAUGUGAUUAUGAAGGAGGCAGAAGAUAAGAGCACAGCCCUGACAGAUGAUGUUUGGAUUGGUCUGCGCUUCAUCGCUGGUCACUGGUUCUGGCUAAAUGGAGAAGGUCUGGACUAUAAGGUCUGGUCUGCGGGUGGAGAGCUCCAGUGUCCUGCCAUGGAUCAGCGCUGUGGGGUUUAUGAUGUAAAGAAGAAGGUUUGGAAACCCGCAGACUGUGAGCAGAGACUCAACUUUCUCUGCGUCAAGACUGUUGGCUAACACUGGCACAUUUAUAGAAAUGUUGAUU
Messenger RNA from Rhinichthys klamathensis goyatoka, 861 nucleotides. RefSeq names its product lymphocyte antigen 75-like. The record is from RefSeq and is a predicted model, not a curated record. The coding region runs from base 72 to 833 and encodes 253 amino acids. NCBI's taxonomy places the organism in Eukaryota, Metazoa, Chordata, Actinopteri, Cypriniformes, Leuciscidae. The transcript has a single exon.